This is a messenger RNA of Labrus bergylta (ballan wrasse), 8846 nucleotides long. RefSeq names its product fibroblast growth factor receptor substrate 3 (gene frs3). Gene Ontology annotation, molecular function: fibroblast growth factor receptor binding; transmembrane receptor protein tyrosine kinase adaptor activity. The record is from RefSeq and is a predicted model, not a curated record. Gene Ontology annotation, cellular component: cytoplasm. Lineage: Eukaryota; Metazoa; Chordata; Actinopteri; Labriformes; Labridae. Gene Ontology annotation, biological process: fibroblast growth factor receptor signaling pathway.
UAGAUAUGAGUUUGAUAUAAGGUCGGGUAAAUGUUUGUGUUUUUCAUGGUUUCAGGGGGGAGAAGAUGAUGCUUCUCUUGAAGAUGUCAGUCCAGCAAACUAACUGGCUUGUGAGGACGAUGCCCGGUCUAAGAUCCUGGGACUAAGGCGUUAAUCCCUUCACACUGAUGGCCUGGACUGAGUUUCAGCUGGCCUGCUGAAGCUAUGGGGAGCUGUUGGAGCUGUCUGUACAGAGACCCCAUCAGAGACAACCAUCUCACCAAAUUUAAGGUCACCAAUGUGGACGAUGAGGGCAACGAGCUUGGUUCUGGGAUCAUGGAGCUCACCCAGACUGAGCUCAUUCUUCACACACGUAAGAGAGACGCCAUUCGGUGGCCGUAUCUCUGCCUGCGCCGUUAUGGCUACGACUCCAACCUGUUUUCUUUUGAGAGUGGCCGUCGAUGUCAGACCGGGCAGGGAAUAUUUGCAUUCAAGUGUUCCCGGGCAGAGGAGAUUUUCAAUCUGCUGCAGGAGCUGAUGCAAUGUAACAGCAUCAACGUGGUGGAGGAAUCCAUGAUGAUGAGUCGCAGUGGUCACACACCAGAGAUGGAGAUGUCUCGCACGCCACAAACUCCCAACACUCCGGGGUUCCCUGUUCAGGCUUUCCCCAACGGAUACCCUGGUUAUCCAAUCAGGGGUGAUUCCUCUCAACCCUCUCUUGCUGAUGAUCAUGGACAUAGCCUCAUGGGUUUGGAAGACCAGACCCACACCUAUGUAAACACUGUUAGUAUGGAGGGGGAUCUCUCUAUGCGCCACUGUGUGCACUCUUUGCCUGAGGUGAGACCCAGCACCUUCCCAGAGACCGCACGGGGGUCUAUGCCUGUGGGGGGCCAAGGGAAUCUGCAGUCCAAUCUGAGGCACUAUCCCCUGGAGGAGCACAAUGACCCUCAGGUGUUCUUACAGCCAACCUCUCAGGAGGUCAAAUUCAUGCUGGGUCCCACACCAGCACAGCGCCAUCUGCUGGAGAGAGAGAGGGAGAGAGAGAGGGACAGGCAUGGGCACAACCCUCACAAUCUUCAGCCAGUAGAGGGUGCAACAGGCUCAGAGACAGAGGGGGAUGAGCCUUCGAUGCACUUGUGCAACUCUCACUCCUAUCAUCAUUUCCACCACCAUGCACACCGGCAUCCAGGCCUUGAGCAUCCGGACAGCUGCCAAAGCGGAGAGUUCACCUACGAGAACAUCAAUGACCUGAGGAGCGGUAGGAAACAGCGGCUGAGUCCCAGCAGUGUGUCGCAGUCUGUCGGUUCAAGCAGCAGCAGCAGCACGGGGGACAGUCACUCUCACUCCCUCCAGCACCUGCAUGUCCACGGCCCCUCUUCCCUGCCUCCACAGGGCUACGCCUGCGAAAGGGGCAUGGGUGGAGGUCACCGUCGGACAGCUCUUCUCAACUAUGAGAACCUGCCUUCUCUGCCCCCAGUAUGGGAGUACAGUGCCCUUCAGCGGGACGAGGAGCAGGAGGAGGAUGAUGAUGAGCAAGAAGAGGAUGAAUACGAGGAAGAGGAGGAAGACUUUGAUGAGUAUGAAUUCUCAGAAGGUCCUGGGACUCCAAACGGAUAUCACCAGGACAGUCGGGGCAUCCACAGAGACGCCCUGCAGAACUAUGUCAACACAGAGCAGGUCCAGCCGCCUCGGCUUCGACACGCCUGUCCCCCACAUCCUCGGCCGUGUCAGCCAGAUCAAGGGGGGCGAAUAUUUAGCUUUGAUUUCCGCAGACGUUCAAGGUCAGGUGUGGGAGGCUGUGAGCACGGCCACAUGCCUCCAUCACGGCAGCUGAACUACAUCCAGGUGGACCUAGAUGGUGAACCUCCCUGCCAAGCCCUCGGCGGCGGGGUUGCCCAAAACCAGCCACAGCACCAGCGCCUACCACCCAAAAAAUGUGGCCCGCAGGCACCCCGGCGCAGCGAAUGCUACGCAGUCAUCGACCUAAAGAAGACAGCUGCCAUGUCCAACCUGCAGAAAGCUCUGCCUAGGGAUGAUGGGACUUCCAGAAAGACUCGCCACAACAGCACAGACCUGCCUCUGUAAACAGUGUUCAGACUGAAGAGGAGUGAUGAAGACAGAGGAAGGCUUAUUCGCAUCUUAGCACACUGGACCCUUCACUGUCAUCCAUCCAUUCAACUGUCGGGCUGACUAAUACAGUAAAGGUACCUAAUUAGAAACGUACUGAAACCUCUGUGCAUAUAAAAGGAAACAAGAAAUCUCUGAGGAGAAUUUGCCAUUUUGUUCUAUUUAUUAGAUAUGUGUUGUGGAGCUCUCGAGAAAUUUGCAGUUUUUACUGCAAUUACUGUUUGCUGGAUUAAUAAUUUAAAGAUAUAUAUAAGAAUAAAAUCAUAUAUAUGUAUAUGAUUUUAUGCCAAUGACUGAGAGCAGAGACCUCAGUUUUCAGUGGAAGCAGUCAUUGCCAUACUGUUUGAGCAAACUUUUUUCUUCAACCCAUCUCGUACCUAUCCUCUAGUUUUUCUUAUUCUAUAUGGUUCUUUAUUUAAAUACUGUGGGAGGGAAAAAUGACACCCUAUUUACAGAAGAAGUACAACUGUGGUUGGAAAGAAGGAUGUUAAUGGUUCAUCCAUAAUAAUGGCCAAAAUUCAUACCUCAUCACAAGCAUCAAAGCCUACCAUUGUGGCUGGUAAAGAGAGCAUUGUUUGUUUAAUUAUGCCUACAAAGCAUUUUGCACACAAUCCAAUGGAAUUGUAUUUUAUCAUAUUUUAGGAAUGGUGUUGUCCAAUACAAGAGAUGAAAUAAAUGAAGAGAACAUAUGGAUAAAUAUUCCAAACUGAACGACGGUAAAAGUAGCACACGUGGUUUUAAAAGGAGCUUCUUUCUGUCCGCAUGCAGCAAAUGAAAAGUAGCAUAUCAUCUUUGAUCACUUCUCCUGCCUGUCAUGGUAGACUCGCAGGAGGUCCACGCAGUUUACGCUUGACACGUUGCACUUUUGACCCUGGGUUAUUGAAGUGCUCACUCUCAUUCCUCUGUAGCCACAGGGCUCCACCGUGUCCUUUUUACCAAAAGCAGGGGGCCAAAUAUCUCAUUCCUAGUCAGCAUUGUAGAUACAUGUUAUUGACGUGUUUUUGUUAAGACAUCAACAACCUCAAAGAGUGGCAUUAAGCUAUAACCUCACAGAAAAUGUGCUGAAUCUUUAAUUUAUUUGUUAGCAGCUGUGAAAGGUCUGUUUUAAAGGGUUAAUCAAGUACAUUGCAAAGACGUGCAGUGAAGUAUUUGCCUGUUUAGUCAACCUCAUUGGGUUGAUAUUUAUUUAUUUAUUUCAUUAUUUAUUUAUUCAUUUUUUUUCAUUGUAUUUUUUUUUUCAUUGUGAUGACCAGCGAUUUUGAAUCCAGUUGGUAAUACGGAGACCAAAGUUUCACCUCAAAUGAUCACUGGUGUUUUACUGUUAUUACUGUGCUGAAUUAUAUUUCAAAGAGAUAACUGUAUGUACGUUUGAAGUGCCAAAACUUAAUUGCAAACUGUAUGAUGACUAAAAUCCAACCACCAUAGGGGCAGAGGUGCAUAAGGUCGGAACGAUCAGCAGACAUUUAAAAAAAUUAAAUUAAAUAAAUUCCAAGAAGAAGCAUUCAUUAACACUGCACAUUCCUUACAUCCACAUGACAGCACCCCCCCUGGAGCGAGAUAAUCACAGUUAGGGCGGUUCUGUGCUGCCACAUAUACAUACCGCCAGUAGUCUCUGCAAGCUAUACAGGUUCCUGUCAGAAUGAAACAUGUAACUAAAACCUCUGAGACUAACUUUACCAUAUUGUUCAAUACAUUUACUUAGAAGUAAUUUUGUUGUGUUCUUCUGAGGCAACUUUCUUAGCAGUGAAACUAUAUUGAAUAUUUCAUAAAUUUGGCCAUUUAGUUGAGAUUUCUUUCUUGUCAAACUGGCUGUCUGGUAGGAGAAAUAAUGGAAGCACAGGCCCACUGAUGCCAUCAUCUUUUUGUAACACUCGUAUUUAGUUGAUUUCAGCGGAUCAAAGAAUGUCAAAUGCAUAUCAUCAUUUAAAUAAUAUAGCAAGUCUUUCAAUUUUGAUCAACCCCUUGUUAAGUCUUUAAAAUGUCAGGAACCAAAUGCUCAAAGCUGUUUAAUCGAUAUUAUUAAUUAUAGUUACAAUACAAGACAAUGUCAGAGCACCUGACAGAGUGGAGACGGCUGUUGUAUCUCACUUUGUACUAGAGCUCGACGGAUUAAUCCGCCAGCCAAUAAUAGCGGCCCAUAUUAGCAUAUCCAGUGACUAUCGGUAUAGGCUACUUUAUCGCAGACAUGUGCCGAUAUUACUAGAUUCAUUCACCAGUCUAAUAGAAUUUCAUUUGAGUUUCAUUGUUUUACACUAACAGUUCUUUUUUCACCAGCAGAAUGUUGUGACCAUCUUUUCUUCAUGAUAUAUCUUUUCAAGUGUUUGAUAAUUGCUAUUAAGGGAUCAACAAAAAAGAUAUCAGACGAUUUAUCGGUAUCCGACCUUUUCUCUUCCUAAUAUCAAUAUUAGUAUCGGUCCCCAAAAUCCUGUAUCGGUCAGGCUCUGUACAACAUCACGCCGGCUCUGAUUUGUGUCACCCUGUCUUAUAGAAAUCAGUUUCAAUCACAGUUUUGGUUAAACUCGUAGUCUCUUAAACUACUUUGUAACAAUUUCAAGAUAAGGGUUUAUUACAUGAACAGACUGCUAGGCUGUUGUACCUGCAUCAUUCUUUGUACAAUGUAAUUAUAAAAAAGUGGGCAGUAUCAAUAUUGAUUUAAAAAAAGAAGAAUAAUUAUACCCAUCCCUAAGCUUAACCGUUUCACCCUGCACGACAAGCAUAACUUUAUGUUCCUGAACCAUGCACUAAAGGAUUUUCCAGUUCAGGCCUGAUGUCUUUGAAGGUGUGGGCUUCUGAUUCCUUUAAUCUUCUGCUGGUCAUGCCAGUGCUCCUACUUUUGUAGUGGCUUUUUUUAAAUUCUCUUCUCAUCCUUUGGAAAACUAUUGAAUUUAGUUUGAUUCAUGGAAGUUGAUAAGAACAUUUUUGUUCCAAGUUUGUAAAGAUUUUUGGGGACUGUAUGUGAAAGUCAACCCUGGAUCAAAUUAUUUUGGAAAAAAAAUCAGUUUGCUAUAGUCUGUUUACAUUUUUCAGUCUCUCAGCAUUACUUACACAUUUUGUUUCACUGAAUUUUUGUCGGUUUAUUCGAUUGAAUUUCCACGCUAAUUCUCCUUUCAAAUUGUUAGGAUGAAGUUGGGCUAUCAGAAAUUUGUGCCAACAAUUAAAUACAGCCCAUGGUGCCAUGUUAAAAAGCGUUUUUUGUCUAACAUACAGUUACAAUUUUAAUAUAUAUUUUUUUAUGGUAAGAUAAAAGUGGAUUGAAAAAACAUAUGCUUUGAAAAUACUCUCUUUCUAAUGUGCUUCUUUCGAAUGGAAAAGGUAUUUCCAUUUCAUGGCUAUUAUUUACUGGCAGCUUGUGAUUACUUUCUUCAUUCCUUCAUCGUACAUUGAUUAAAUUAUUGUAUUGUAUUAUAUGUAAAUCAGAAUUUCCCUGAACAAUGUGAAGUCUUCAAAAAAGUUUGAUUUGUCUUAAUCCUGAACCUAGAAAUUCAAUAUACAAGGAUGUAGAAUGGGAAAGAUCUUAAUAAAUGAGCAAAUGUUUUAUCAGAGAGCAAAUUCUUGAUGUGACGUCAUGUAUUGUGAAACAGUAUAAAGAGCCUUUUGUCUAGUUUUCCAUGUGAAAAGACACACAGGAACUUCAAAUUUCUCUGAAUCAAAAGUUGAUCAUUAUCAUAGCUGAUUGUAUAUUUCCAAAUGAAAAAAAAAUUCUAUAAAACGACAGACAACUUUAAGCUGACCCUUCUGACUGACAGAUGCUACAUUGGAAGAGUAUUUACAUUUUUGCAAUAAUAGGUGAAUUAUUGUUUUGUUGAUCUAAACCUGACCAUGUGUCAAAUUUAAAUAGUAGUCCAUUUAGCUGUGGCCUAAACAUACUUAGCUGCUCUUCGGUGAGUCAGCAUUCAUAUUUUAAUUUCAGGGUACAACUUUUACUUUUCAGUCUUUAAAGUUCAAGUAAAGCUAUGAAAGUAAAACAAACUAAAAUGCCCUUUCCGUUGAUUGUCAGAGACUGUUUGCUUACACUCACAUUACCUGUGCCAUAUUGUAGUUCCUUAAAUUAAAAACAUGUUUUUGUAGUAUGCCUUUCAAACUGGUGGCGAUGGUUCAUACAGGAAUUAGAAAGUGUUUCAGACGAUUUUGCAGAUUAAUGUGGUUUUAUGUUCAUUUAAAAUAAAAUCCAUGUUGACACAUGGACUGCUGCAGUCAACAGUGAUUGCAGCAUUAAUACCAUGAACCUCCUGCCCUGUGUUUACGAGUUAACAAUACAAUUAAGUUGUUAACCUUUCCUGUUUUUUUUAUUGCUCUCAAGUUCAAAAUUCAGCCUGUGAAUCAUAAAUAAUUGGCAUGUCAUCUCAAGUAUUUCAAUUUUGCAUCUCCCAACGUAUAUGCUCAAGGCACAUUGGAAAAAUAAUUAUAGCUGUUCAUUGAUGUGAUCUGCUCUGCUUGUACAAUCUGCAGGGCGAUAACUACUGUUGUCAUUUAGUUCCCCAAACUAGAUUUAUUGAACAUGUUGUUUUUACCAAAAGGGCUCGCUCUUUGUUUACUGUACAAACAUUAACACGUACCUUGAAGUCAAUUUAAAGAAAUUUCUCACUGUGCCUUUCAUAUUCAUUCCUCAAGCAUUUUCCAUACAUAUGUAGUGGAGGAGAAGCCUGUUGUUAAAAAAACAUAAAAGCCUUUUACAAAUGAUGACGUUUUAAGGGGCUUUAAUCAAAGUGGUGUCAUUCUUCAGGUUGUUUUUCAUAUUUGAAGUUGUGUUUGUAAGAAAAGUGCCAAACUCUCUAUUGUUUAACAUCAAACUGUGUUUGAAAGUUGUCUGUUUAUAAUACUAUUUUGACAUAUUGGACGAUAAUGCUUAUUCUCUUUCUUGCACAUUAAGAGAUCGAUGCCACUCUCAUGUCUGUCCUGUAAACCUGAGACAUAUAAGAGAUGUCUUUAUCAGCUGCGCAUUCAUAAAAGGAUCAAGGGAAAUGGCUAGCCUGGCUAAAAAUUUGCCCACCAGCAACCUUUAAACUUGAGAAUGAACAUUUUAUGUCUUUAUUGUAAACAUCUUGGCUUUAUUGCUUUUAGCCUAGCUUAAAUAACUAACUGACGCCUAAAUAUGACACUACUGGCAGAAAGUUAGCUUAGCUUAGCAGAAACACUGGAAUCGGGGAAACACCCAACCUGACUCAAAUAAUGCCAACCAGCAUGCCUAAUCUUACAAAUUUACAGAUCCUAUCUCCUCUGUUUAAUCCAUUCUGAAGCCGUAUUAUAAGUAAAGUGUUACAUUUACAGUGCUUUUUGGGGACAUAAAUUGACAGCAGAAACUCCUGAAGGUCGUUAUGUUUGGUCAAUUUGCAUGGUGCUCAUUCUCAUUCAUUCACAUUUUUAAAGAAUCCUGUAUGAGUGGUGUCUGUUGAAAUUUGUAAGAAAGCAAAAGGCUUAUUUCCCCCAAAUAAUGAACUGUGUCUUCUAGGGUAUUGCAAAAGCGAACUGAAUGAACCGUCAUUUGUUAGGAUGACACGAAACAUCAUUUAAAUAUGUAGAGUGAAAUGGCCAAAGUGAAUGUGACUGAAAAAGGUAUUAAAUCAUGACUAGUAUGUUCUGUAGCAUAUAAUGUUCAUUUUGAGUAAAGGCAUUAUUGUGUUGGUUACGUUAUGGUCACGUGGCUAUGGUGCACUCCAUGACUGUGAUUUGACAUCAGCUGCAUUUCUUCUUUAAGUGCUGGAGAAUGUGAAGUUAGAAUUUUAUUUAUUUUAUUUUUCAAAUCCUGUUCUCAUUUGUAACCACUUUAAAUGUUUAAGAAAAUACAGAUUACAUGACUAUAUAAAGAACAGAAAGAAAAGCCAGCAACAUAGUUUGCACAUCAUUGCUACACAUCAUUUUCUGUGGUUUUUCAUGUCAUCUCUGAAAAAAAAAAAAAACUACCACAGGAAAUCAUAACCCAAAUGCCAUACUGUAAAACAUCAACCUCUUGUCCAUGCUAUAAUACUCAAAGUAUCAGAAAACUGUAAUAUCUCUUCUUAUUAUUAUUAGUGUGAAUUUUUGCAAAUCAUUUUGUUUGUCUGGUACAACAGUUUGCUAACCACCAGAGGGAGAUGUAAAUGUACAGGUCAGAGCUGUACAUUUUUGUGACAGAUUUGUGUACUUACAUACAGGUUGCAUUGGUCUAACUUUGUGACUUAUAUAUCAAUCUCUGAAUUGACUUGAGUGCCAAAUAUGCUUGAGCAUGACAAAAUCUGGGACCUACAAGGAACUGCAGGUACUCCAGGUCUCCUCAAGUGAGACUCCAGUGACUCACUACUGUUGUAGACUACUUGCGAUAUGAAUGCACACCUGAAGGUUUAACCAUGCAAAAUAUUUUUUGCUGAAAGAGGAAAAACUUAAUUUUGUUUCUGAUUAAGUUUUUUUUUUUUUUUUUUUAAAUCAAAGAUUUGUUGUAUGUUUCUGUGUUCAUCCAUUGCUUAUAUAAAUGAGUAUGCAGUAAUGGUCUUAACAUGCUUCCAUUAGAGGUGAAUAUAAAAAGCUGAUUGGCUCCAUUGAAUGAACUGUCAAAAAGAAGAGUUGGGUCAUUUCAUUUUUACAUCAUUUCACACAGAAAUUUGUUGUGUUAUCUUACGACUUCUUCAUCCUAGCCUGUCCCAAAACAAAAUAAGCUUGACAUAAGGUGAAUUUUUUUCCAUGAAUUUUAUCAAUUAUACAGUGUGGAUUUGUCCAAAAUGUACAAGUAAAUGUAAUUCUAAUAUUAAAAUGAAGCUAUGAAAAUA